This is a messenger RNA of Mizuhopecten yessoensis (Yesso scallop), 7908 nucleotides long. Its product is annotated as transcription initiation factor TFIID subunit 1-like. NCBI's taxonomy places the organism in Eukaryota, Metazoa, Mollusca, Bivalvia, Pectinida, Pectinidae. The record is from RefSeq and is a predicted model, not a curated record. Gene Ontology annotation, biological process: transcription by RNA polymerase II; RNA polymerase II preinitiation complex assembly. Gene Ontology annotation, molecular function: RNA polymerase II general transcription initiation factor activity; histone acetyltransferase activity; RNA polymerase II general transcription initiation factor binding. The transcript has 45 exons. Bases 539 to 6295 code for a protein of 1918 amino acids. Gene Ontology annotation, cellular component: transcription factor TFIID complex.
UCUCUUAUCGUUAAACGCCUCGUUAUAUCCAGCCAUACCAAAAUGUUUACGUUUUGUGUUGACAAGCUUGAGUAUGUACCCCACAGGGAAUUAUUACAGUGUACUGAACGCUUUCGACUUGCUAUCUUAAAUGUCCAUAUAUUGUUCGUGUGUGCAAUGAUAUCAUUGAUCAAGUAGAAUGUUUACAAUUUAAUAAACUGUAGAAGGAGUUAUUUCCUCCUAUGAGACAAACUGCACAGGUUCGUUGGUAUAUUCAGCAGUUCAGAUAUUGGUCCAUCAGAAUCUUAAGUCUGAUCUGUCUGUUUAUAUCUGUAUGGAUACGCUGAACUUACCAAAACUGGUGUCUUCUCAAGGGUUGAUAAAGCAAUCCAGUGCUGUUAAACCAUUAAAUCGUGCACAAGGCACAGGCAUCUGCAGCUGCCUGACAACAUAUUUACUUAACCUGUAAUAAAUACGGACUACAAAACAUCAUGACAAAUACUCUGGUUUCUGUGCUGGUGGAGCUCCGGUUUUGUCUGAAAUUUGACCAUUGACCAGGAUGGACAGCGAAGAGGAACAUGAUCAUGACCAUGAUCAUGACCAUGAUCAUGACGGUGAAGCACAGGGCGCUGUGUCCUCCCUCACUGGUUUCCUGUUCGGGAACAUUGAUAAGAAGGGAGACCUGGAGGGGGAUUUCCUUGAUGAGGAAUCCAAGCGACACCUUGGAUCCCUGAGUGCCCUGGGAGGGAUUGGAACCAUGGUACGGGAGAUUACAGAGGAUCAGUCUAUUCUGGUGGCGGAGGAGGGAAGUGACCAAGAAGAAUCCAGCUUGAAUUAUGAGAAAAAGGUAGCAGGAGCUGUGGAUUACUCGGACAUUACAGAGAUGGCUGACGAUGGGUCAGAGAGGGUGCGAGAGGCCAUGAACAGUCUACAACCACUCAAGUCAGAUAAUGACGAGGAAGAUUAUGAUGAAGAUGACAAUAAACUUAUGCCUCCACCCUCCUGGCUCCCAAACAAAUCAGGCAAGGCAGAGGAGGAGGGAGGGGAAAUUGGUAGCCCUGGGAGUCAGGCCCAGACCCCCCCAAAAUCUGACAAGGGUUCGCUGUCUGAUAGCCCAGACAAAUCCAAGUUUAAGACCCCCUUGGCAGCCAUGUUACCCCCAGAGUUGGCGACCGUGGAGGUCACCACACUGUUCCCUGAGUUUGAGCAUGGAGAGGUCUUGAGAUUUUCCCGUCUCUUCAGACCUGUCCACACACCCCAUGUUUGGAGGAGGAAAAAGAAGAAGAAAACAGAAGAAGAAGAUGAGGAAGCAGAAAUGAAGAAAAAACAAGAGGAGGAGAAGAAGAUGUCACCAUUACAGAGGAUGGUAGCUCAUGCAAAGGAAGAAAGAAACCAGUCUGGGACCCUAAGGCCCUCUCAAGACCCCCAGGGGGUUGAGGAUAUGCAUGUAGAUGAGGAUAACGAGGAGGAUGACUUUAUGUUGAACCUGGGAAGACCAGCCCAGACUGAGGAGUGCCUCUCAGAUGAUGAGGAGAAGAUGAUGAGAACAGAGGAAGAAAAAUCUCUGACUGACCAAAACAAAACGUCUGGGGAGUCCGAACAAAGCCUGAAAAUAGAACCAUGGCGGUAUGGUCCUGCUCAGUAUUGGUAUGACUUCAUUGGAGUGGAUGAGCUCGGGUGCGACUUUGACUAUGGCUUCAAACUCAAAAAGGAGAAUACUGAAGAGGAAGCUGACGUUAGUGCUAAUCCAAACCCAAAGAAGGUGGAGUUUUCUGAUGAGGUUUUCCUCAUGGUAACCCAGCUACAGUGGGAGGAUGACAUUAUCUGGAAUGGUGAGGAUGUAAAACACAAGGUGAUCGCCUCACUCAAACAGAAAGCGCCCUCUGCUGGCUGGAUCCCUAGCACCUCUCACCGCACUGCCACCCAGUUCACCACACAGGGUAAACCCAAUGACAUUAUCAGUGGCCUGACUCCUAAAGUGCCGAUCCUGAACCCUGGUUAUUCCAAGACAAUCCCUGGCAUGUCUCCCAUCAUAAAGCAAGGAGAAGGCCCGGACUCCAAGGACAAAAUCUACUCCAUCUUCCCUAUAGAAAACCAGGAACUCGUCUAUGGACGCUGGGAGGACGAUAUUAUCUGGGAUUCAGAGAAUAUGACCAAGAUCCCUAAGCCACAAGUCUUGACCCUUGACCCAAAUGAUGAUAACAUUAUACUUGAACUUCCAGAGGAUAAUGACCCAAAUGCCAAAUCUGUACCAGCUAAAAAAGAAAAGGAGAUUAAGAAGUCCAAGCUGUUACUGAACAAAGCUGGUAUUACUAAGGAGGACGAGGAAGAUGAGGAAAAGAAUGCACCCAACCUACAGGAGAAGGAUCCAUUUAAUAUUUCUAAUGAUGAAUACUACAGUCCAAAAACUAUGGAGAAUGCAGUGAAAGGCAACCUUGGGGGAAGUCUGAUACAGCAUUCAACACCCAGCCUGGAGUUACGACAGCCAUUCUUCCCUACCUACAUGGGUAUCGGAAAGCUCCGCACCUUCCACAGAAAUACUCUGAAGAGAUAUUCCCACGGCGCCUUGUCCAUGCCUGGACCGCACGCAGUACUGCCUCUCCUCAAACAAAUAAAGAGGAAGGCUAGAUUGAGGGACCAGGAGAGACAGGCGUAUGGAGGAGGUGAGAUUUUCUUCAUGAGGAUUGCCCAGGAUCUUACUGGCAUGGACGGGGAGUUGAUUCUGGCCGAAUACUCGGAGGAGUAUCCUCCCUUGGUAAUGCAAGUUGGCAUGGCAACCAAAAUAAAGAAUUACUAUAAAAGAAAACCUGGUAAAGAUACAAGCCCCCCUCUGUAUAAGUAUGGGGAGCUGGCCUAUGCACAUACAUCUCCCUUUCUUGGGUCGCUCAAUCCAGGACAGUGUAUCCAGGCCUUCGAAAACAAUAUGUUUCGUGCAUCAGUAUUUGAACACAAAGUCCCAGAGACGGAUUUUGUUAUCAUCAGGAAACGAGACAAUUACUACAUCAGAGAAGUGUGCACUAUUUACUGUGUGGGACAGGAAGCGACCAUGAUGGAAGUGCCUGGCCCAAACUCCAAGCGUGCUAACAACUUCAUCAGAGAUUUUCUACAGGUUUUCAUCUAUCGCCUGUUUUGGAAAAGCAAAGAUGCACCGAAAAGAAUCAAAAUGGAUGAUAUCAAACAUGCAUUUCCCUCUCACUCUGAGAGCAGUAUCAGAAAGAGGCUCAAAUUGUGUGCAGACUUCAAACGCACAGAGGAGCCAGAUGAAUAUGGUAUGGACUCUAACUGGUGGGUGCUGAAGCCAGACUUCCGCCUGCCUACAGAGGAUGAGAUGAGGGCUAUGGUGUCCCCGGAACAGUGUUGUGCCUACUACAGCAUGUUGGCUGCUGAACAGAGGCUGAAGGACGCUGGGUAUGGAGAGCGGUCAUUAUUUGCUCCAGAGGAUGACAACGAGGAGGAAACACAGAUGAAGAUAGAAGAUGAGGUAAAAACGGCCCCAUGGAACACAACAAGGGCCUUUAUAGCCUCUCUCAAGGGUAAGUGUCUGCUGGAUCUGACAGGUGUCGCCGACCCUACCGGCUGUGGCGAGGGCUUCUCCUACGUGAAAGUACCUAACAAACCACAGCCUAAGGAAGAGGGCCAGCAACAGACACCACAGAAAAAGACUGUCACUGGAACUGAUGCUGAUCUCCGCAAGCUCUCCCUCAAGGACGCUAAGCAGUUGCUGAGGAAAUUUGGACUGCCAGAUUCUGAGAUCCGCAAGUUGUCUAGAUGGGAGGUGAUAGAUGUGGUCAGGACAAUGUCUACAGAGCAGGCCAAGGCUGGACAGGAUGGUCAAGUGGGUAUGAGUAAGUUUGCGAGAGGGAAUCGGUUCUCUGUAGCAGAGCACCAAGAGCGUUACAAAGAGGAGUGCCAAAGAAUUUUUGACCUGCAGAAUAGAGUGUUAUCCUCAAAUGAAGUCUUGUCUACUGACGACGAUUCAAGCUCCGGGAAUGAAUCUGACUUUGAGGAAAUGGGCAAGAACCUUGAAAGCAUGCUGGUCAAUAAGAAAACAAGUUCUCAGCUGAGCCAUGAGAGAGAAGAGGCAGAGAGACGGGAGCUUCACAAGAUGAUGUUGUUGGGCGAGGACAGCAAAGACAAGAACAAGCAAAAGGAAGAUGACCUAAAUGCAGCAAACAUGACUGGUCGCAAAUUAAAGAUCACAAGAACAUUUAGAAAUGAUGAAGGAAAGGAAUACACGAGGACAGAAUGGGUGUUAAAGCCAGCAGUGAUCGAUACCUAUGUGAGGAUCCGGGAGAAGAAGGACCCUUCCUUUAUUAAAAAUUUUGCAGCUAUGGAUGAUUCUAUGAAAGAAGACAUGAGGAGGGAAAAAAGAAGACUACAGGAACGACUCAGAAGGAUUAAGAGAAAUGAGGAGAGAGAGAAAUUUGCUCCACCCCCAGUAAAGAAGAAGAAGAAGCAAGAGCCUCUCUCCAUCAAAGCCAGCAAGCUGAAGUGUGGUGCCUGUGGUCAGAUUGGUCACAUGAGGACCAAUAAAGAGUGUCCCAACUACAACAAAGUGGGUAACGUAGCCCCAGUCCAGGUCGCCAUGACACAGGAGGAGGAGGAAGAGGAGGAGAAGAACCUCCUGGUCGACAAUGACCUCAUUAAUGUGGAGGGAACGAAAAUCAAGUUCUCUAAGAACCUGGUGGAGCAUGCGGAACAAGUGAAGAGGAAGUCCCUUCUGCUCAAGUUCCCAAAGCAGGCAUAUAAACCGGAGAAAAAGAAGCGUGUGGGAUCGGUCAUACAUUGUGACUACCUGAAGAAACCGAAGCAGACAUCCAAUCGGCGAAGAACUGAUCCCAUUGUGACUUUGUCAACUGUACUGGAGAGUGUUCUGAAUGAGAUGCGAGACAUGCCUAACGCACAACCAUUCCUGUUCCCUGUCAGUACUAAGGAAGUACCAGACUAUUACAGGGUCGUCAAAAUUCCUAUGGACCUCCAGACCAUCAGAGAGGGUCUUCGAAACAAAAGAUACAUUUCCAGAGAAACUUUCCUCAUCGAUGUCAACCAGAUUCUUGAAAACAGUAAGAUGUACAAUGGUGCAAAAAGUGCUUUGACUCUGACAGCCCAACAGCUGUUGAACUUGUGUCUGAAGCGAUUUGCUGAGAAAGAGGAUAAGUUGAUGAGGCUGGAGAAGGCCAUCAAUCCUCUCCUUGAUGACAAUGACCAGGUGGCCUUCACCUUCAUCCUCGAGAAUAUCAUAGCUCAGAUGAAGGCAGUAGAAAAUACAUGGCCAUUCCAUGGUCCAGUAAACAAGAAGUUUGUCAAGGACUACUACGAGGUCAUCCAACGUCCAAUGGACCUUGCAACGCUGCUCAAGAGAGUCCAAGCUCACAAGUACCAGACACGAGAAGUUUUCAUAGAGGAUGUAGAACUUAUCCCCAUCAACUGUAGCAAAUACAAUGGCAAGGAUAACCCUCUCACAGAAACAGCCUACAAAAUGGUGGAUGUCUGUAGGCAGGCCCUCUCACAGAAUGAAGAACACCUGAUCCAGCUGGAGGCUGACAUCCGAGCUGCUCAGGAAGCAGCUUUAGAGGCUGUGGAGACUGACAGUAUCAUGACAGGCACGUCGGCUAAUCCUGAUGACUACAGUCUGCUGGGUAUGGACAAUGAGAGUAUGGAUGAGGCAAACAGUCUGGGAACUUCUCGAGAGAACAUUACCAUCGCAGAGGACAACAGUAGUCCAUCAAAACGUUGGGCCGGGGACGACUCUGGAAUGUCUGGAGGGGUUGUGCCAGAGGAGUAUGACUCGGAGUUUGUAGACGUGGAAGGAGAUGUUGAAGGAGACGAUGAGAAUGUUGUUGACAUGAGCUUCGGUCAGCAGAGCAGUGACCAGACCUCAGACCAGGUGAUGAACACCACAGGUGAGGUUGACGAGUCCUUGAUUCAGGAUCUUCAACUUUCACCUGAGAACUCGGAUAGUGAGGACCAAGGGAUGGGUAAGCAGAGUGACAGUGAGGAGGAAGGCGAUACCAGUAUGGACAUGCAAGCAUAUGAGGAUGGACGGCAAUACUACGAUGGUACCGCUCAGUCCUACAUGGCCCCACCCCCUCAGGACAUUGAUGAAAACAGCUUCGACCCCUCUGACUUCUUCAUGCACAGUGCUCUGGCCAGUGAGGCCGCGGCUCAACAUGUGACGGAUAACAAGGAUGGUGACGAUAUUAACAUGGAUCUGCAGGUCUCCGAGUCCGAGGAGAGCGAUGCAGAUCAGGAGGGCGCAGAGCAGGGCGAAGACCAGUCCAACGAUGGCUUUGAUAUAGAUGAAUUCCUGCAGUGAUUAUGAGUUUGAAACUGACUAGUACCUAUGUUCAACAAAGAGUUUGAUACAGGCUAGUAGCACAUCACAAAAGUUAUUGACAAGUUCCUACUGAUGGUGCUAGGAUUAAUUAAAUAUGAACAAGUGUUUGACCCUUUCAACACUGUUGACCCUAAUGGACUUGCCCCAAUUAAUGCAUGGAAGAGUCUAAUAAAGUUACAUAUAGGGGUGAAAGGGUUAACUAUCAAACAUUCGGAUUGAUGUUGAUAAGUUUUUAAUGGGAACAUCUGUUAAGCGAAGUGUUUAAGGCAGCAUCUUUCAGGAAUCGCUUAUAAAUCUUGACUAUUAAACACUGGUGAUGUCAGGUGUUUAACAGCUGCCAAGAUAUCAGUGCUAUAGAACAUACAGAAGUUUCCGUACAUAUCAUUGUAUUAAACAAUGAAUCAGUGGCCAUAUAUCACUUCUGUAUUACAUGUAUUCAGGUUUCUCUUACAUUUUACUACAUGAAUCAGUUCAUCCUUUUAUUUGAAGACUGUACAGUCAGAUCUGUGUCGAGACCAUCCAAAGGAAAGACACCCAAAGAUAUAUAGGUCGCAUUCAUGUAUCCCAGUUGAAACAGUUCAGGCGGCGUAGAAAUAUUCCACAAUAAACGAACACACUCGGAACGAAUUGUAAGCAGAGCCAAAAUGCAGUUUUCGGAGAAAAAAACAACAAUAUAUCAAGAAUAAUAUGUCCUUCUUUCACGCGUCCACUUACCGGGUAAUUAUAUAAUGUAUCUUUAAAUCUGCAUCUGGAUUUUUUUUUUUUAUAAAGAAAUAACGCAAACUAGCAAGAGUCAGCAUUUUGGUUUCGGUUAGGCAGGUCUGGACCCCUCGAUCUUCACAAUAUGCGGAAUAUUCUUGAGGUCAGCCUCGGUUCAGAUCUGUGCCUGUCAUUUUCUUUCAGGUCCAACCGUUUCAACUGGUUGAAUUGGAUAUGUGAACGGGCCAUAGUAAACAUGAGAAAAUGGUGUUUUUUUUAAGAGAGAAGAUAAGUCAAUAGGGAUGGUCUCUCAAGCAGACUGUAUCAUCACAAUAGUAUUUAUUUCUCAUGUGAAUCAUGUUUAGUUUACAUGAUGCAUUUUUUUCAUAUCAUAACUGAGAACAAGUGUCAUGUUUGUCUAAUAGUGUGUACAUGCAUAUAUAUCAUUAUGUGUGUGUGUGUAGUUCAUGUGUACUGGUGUUUGAGUCAGUGUGCAUUACAGGUGUAUAGGUGUAUGCAGUACAUGUUUGGGUGUAAUGUGUACCUGUGUUUGUGGACAUGUAUGUGUACAUAUACCUAUGUAUGAGUGUCGAAGAUGUGUACCUGUGUUUAUGGACAUGUAUGUGAUGUGUACGAGCAUGUGUCGGAAAUGUGUACCUGUGUUUGUGUACAUGUGUGUUGGAGAUGUGUACCUGUGUUUGUGUACAUGUGUGUUGGAGAUGUGUAUGAUUGUGUUUAUGCAGUGUUAUCCCCACAUUGAUAGUGGGAUGAUUGUGAAACUUUGGCCGGCACAAAUGAAAGUAAGAUGUUUGAAUGAGAUGCCUAGAACCUUGAAGACUGGAAGGAAAUGUGUUAUCAUGCUUAAUAGAAAUAAAACUUAAUUAAAUAUUUAA